GUCGCUGCAUUUUCGAGCCUUGAAUCCAGCGGCUGGUGCAAUGUCAUCACAUCGCUACCAGCAGCAGGCAGCAAACUGAAGAGGGGGCACUAAACCCGGACGGGGCUGCCGACGGACGUCCUCGGCUUCACUCAUGCUAUAACCGAGCGUCAGGUGAAGGAGAAGGAGGCCCGCGGCGAUGCCACUUUCGUUGUCGCUGUAGGACAAUAAGGAGGAACUGUUGUUUUCACCUCGACAGGAGCAGCGAGACCACGGCUUCUUCCCCCCACACCGACACGCUCUUAUUUUCUUUUGAGAAAUCAACCCACAACAACGUAUCCUGUAAAAAACAACAACAACAACAACAAAAAAAAAUGGCUGUCGCACGACAAUUCGGACUGCUCUUGUGGAAAAACUAUCUGCAGCAGAAACGUCAGAUCCUGGUAACGUUGGUGGAGAUACUCCUGCCCCUGCUCUUCUCUGGCAUCCUCAUCGUGCUGCGUCAGAAGGUCCAUUUUAAGGUCUACCCCAAUGACACGAUCUACGAGAGCUUCGCCGUGGACUCGCUUCCAGAGCAGCAUCAGUACAUGAGGAUCCUGCAGCUGGCCUACGUGCCCAGCAACUCCAGCGUGGUGCGGCAGGUGGCCGAGGACGUGCGAAGCAGCCUCUUACUCCGCUCAGUGCGCGGCUUCGAGACGGAGGAGCAGUUUGAGAACUUUGUGAGAAACAACACGCUGUCGUCAACGCUUCUGGCUGCGGUGGUGUUCGAGCACCGCUUCACUCAUGACGACGAGCCUCUGCCUCUGAAGGUGAGCUACCACCUGCGCUUCCCCUUCACGCCGCGCAAUGCGCCGACCAGGGAGCGGUCGGAGCUGAGCCCGAACAGCGACCUGGACUGGCACACGCUCAGCCUCUUCCCCCUUUUCCAAAUGCCCGGCCCGAGGGAGCAGCAUGAACCGAUGGGGGGCACACCGGGUUAUUUCCGAGAGGGCUUUCUGGCUGUGCAGCAUGCAGUGGACCGAGCCAUCAUGCGCUCUUACAACAGGAAGGCCGCUUCGACUUUGCUGCGGCAGGUCAGAGUGGUCCUGUCGCGGUUUCCCUACCCCGCCUUUAUAUACGACGUCUUCGUCCUGGCCAUUCAGAAUCAGCUGCCCCUACUCCUGGUGCUCAGCUUCACAUACACCUCCCUCAACAUAGUACGAGCCGUGGUGCAGGAGAAGGAGAGGAAGCUCAAGGAAUACAUGAGGAUGAUGGGUCUCAGCAACUGGCUCCACUGGAGCGCUUGGUUCCUCAUGUUCUUCCUUUUCCUUUCCAUUUCAGUGUUUUUUGUAACUGUGCUCCUGUGCGUACGGGUGAGCCCUAACGGAGCGGUGCUGACCUACAGCGAUCCAACGCUGGUCUUCGUCUUCCUGCUCGUCUUCACUGUGGCCACCAUCAGCUUCAGCUUCAUGAUCAGUGCCUUCUUCUCACGAGCUAACGUGGCGGCGGCAGCGGGCGGCUUCAUCUAUUUCCUCAGCUAUCUGCCUUAUUUGUUCCUGUGGCCGCGCUACGACCUGAUGAGCCAUGCCCAGAAGGUGUCGGCCUGCCUUAUUUCCAAUGUGGCCAUGGCCAUGGGGGCACAGCUCAUAGGGAUGUUUGAAGGCAAAGGCACGGGGAUCCAGUGGUCAAACUUGUUCGACUCAGUGACGGUGGAUGAUGACUUCUCCAUGGGCCAGGUUCUGGCCUUGCUGGUGUUUGACUCUGUGAUGUACGGACUGGUGGCCUGGUACAUGGAAGCAGUUUUUCCUGGGGAGUACGGAGUCCCUCUACCCUCCUACUUCUUUUUACUGCCUUCGUAUUGGUGCAGCAGCCCUCGCAUGGCUUUGGUGAAUGAAAAGGAGGAAGAGGAGGACGCAGAAAAGGCUCUGAAAGGAGAGUUUAUAGAGGAGGAACCAUCUGGACUAGUCUCCGGAAUAAAGAUUAAACACCUCGCUAAGGAAUUCAAAGUGGGCAACAAGACUCGUCAGGCUGUACGAGAUCUAACGCUGAACAUGUUCGAGGGGCAGAUCACAGUGGUGCUAGGACACAACGGCGCUGGGAAGACGACCACGUUGUCAAUGCUAACAGGUCUGUUUCCGCCGACCAGCGGCAGAGCCUACAUCAGCGGGUACGACAUCUGUCAGGACAUGGCUCUGAUCCGACGCAGCCUGGGACUCUGCCCCCAGCACGACGUGUUGUUUGACAACCUGACAGUGAGAGAGCACCUGCUCUUCUAUGCACAGCUGAAAGGCUACUCCAAAGAAAAGAUUCCAGACGAGGUGGACAGGAUCAUCCGUAUCCUGAACCUUGAGGACAAGCGACAGGCUCGCUCCAAGACCCUCUCUGGUGGCAUGAAGAGAAAACUUUCCAUCGGCAUCGCUCUCAUCGGAGACUCAAAGGUUGUCAUGUUAGAUGAGCCCACAUCGGGUAUGGAUCCUUCAGCACGACGUGCCACCUGGGACCUUCUGCAGGGGGAGAAACGCGGUCGCACCAUCAUGCUCACCACGCACUUUAUGGACGAGGCCGACCUGCUCGGCGAUCGUAUUGCCAUCCUGGCGGGAGGAGAGCUGCAGUGCUGCGGGUCACCACUCUUCCUUAAGAACAAAUAUGGUGCUGGAUACCACAUGGUGAUAGUGAAGGAUGCUCUUUGUAACGUGUCCGAGAUCACCCGCCUUGUUCACAUGUACGUUCCCAACGCCACGCUGGAGAGCAGCGCCGGAGCCGAGCUCUCUUACAUUCUGCCCAAAGAAAGCACCAGCAGGUUUGAGUUGCUGUUUGCCGAGUUGGAGAUGAACCGAGAGGAGCUCGGCAUUGCCAGCUACGGUGCUUCAGUCACGACUAUGGAAGAGGUUUUCCUCAGGGUUGGGAAGCUGGUGGAUUCCAGUUUGGACAUCCAGGCCAUCCAGCUGCCCGCCCUCCAGUACCAACACGAGAGACGCUCUCACGACUGGACCACUGACGAUGCCAGCAGCAUCAGCGGCCUGACCGACGUGACCGACUUCACAGACAGCGGCACGCUCAUCUCAGAGGACUGCUCCAACAUUAAGCUGAACACUGGGGUUAGACUACACCUGCAGCAGUUUUAUGCCAUGUUCCUUAAGAGGGCGCUGUACAGUUGGAGGAACUGGAAAGUGAUGGUGGCGCAGUUCCUGGUCCCUUUGGUUUUCACGAUUGUGGCCUUAGUCGUGGCACGCACCUUCCCCAAUCACCAGAACGCUCCCCCGCUGGGGCUGGAACUCGGUCGCUAUGGUCCCACCAAGGUCCCUGUGUCUGUGCUGCCUGGGGCAGGUCCUCUGGCUGUGGCCUUGGCGGAUGCGUACAGUUCCCAACUCCCUGCCCAGCAAGGUCAACGAAUCAACCUCACAGACUUUACUGAUUACAUCCUGACCCACGCAAGGGAAGAAGGCGGCGUCUUCAACGAGCAGUGUGUGGUGGGCGCCACUUUCCGCGGCAGCAGAUUCGAAGAGGCGACGGCGUACUUCAACAACGAGGGCUACCACACGCCGGCCACAGCCCUCAUGAUGGUGGACAACGCUCUGUUCAAGCUCCUGGCUGGACCCAAUGCUUCCAUCCACACAGGCAAUUACCCCAUGCCACGCGACCUGUCGGAGGCGGCCCACAGCCAGCUCACAGAGGGUAAGACAGGGUUUGCCAUCGCCAUCAACCUGAUGUACGGUAUGGCCUCCCUGUCCAGCACCUUUGCCCUGCUGCUCGUCAUAGAGUCUUCUAUCAAGUCCAAGCACGUGCAGAAGGUCAGCGGCGUCUACCUGGCCAACUUCUGGUUUUCGGCCCUGUUGUGGGACCUCUUCAACUUCCUGCUGCCGUGUCUCCUCAUGCUGGUGGUAUUCCAGGCUUUUGGAGUGAAGGCGUUUGUGGAGGACAACCACCUCGUGGACGUGCUGCUGUUGCUCCUGCUGUACGGCUGGGCGGUCGUGCCUCUCAUGUACCUGCUCAGCUUCUUCUUCUCCACCGCCGCCACCGCCUACACGCGCCUCACCAUCUUCAACAUGAUCUCCGGCACCGCCACCUUCCUCGCUGUCACCAUCAUGGCGAUCCCAGAGCUGAAGCUGGAGCACCUGUCCCACUUACUGGACAAGGUGUUCCUCAUCUUCCCAAACUACUGCUUGGGCAUGUCUUUCAGCCAGUUCUACCAGAACUACGAGUUCAUCUCAUUUUGCACCUCCAACAUUUUCACGGAGAGGAUCUGUGAAUCAUUUAACAUCACCUAUCAGCUAAACUACUUCUCCAUGGCGGAGCCCGGCGUGGGCCGCUUCGUCGUGGCCUUCGCGGCGCAGGGCGUCGUUUAUCUCAUCCUGCUGUUCGUCAUCGAGCUGCAGUGCAUCCGCACUCUCUGGCGACUCCUCACCUCGCUGGGCAGGAGGCGCAAACAGCUGCCUCUGAUCGAGGACGCGGCGCUGCUCCCGGAGGACAGGGACGUGGCUGAAGAGAGGAAGAGGGUCCUGGAGUGCCAGCCGGUUGUGGAGUCGAUGGUCGGGAGCCCCCUCAUCCUGCAGGAGAUCAGCAAGAUAUACAGCUGCGGGGAGACGCUCCUGGCCGUGGAUCGGCUCUCCCUCGCGGUGGGGAAAGGGGAGUGCUUCGGCCUCCUGGGCUUCAACGGCGCGGGCAAGACGACCACGUUCAAGAUGCUGACGGGCGACGAGAGCGUGACGUCCGGGGACGCCUACAUCGACGGGUACAGCAUCCUGAGCGACGUUAAGAAGGUGCAGCAGCGCAUCGGUUACUGCCCCCAGUUUGACGCCGUGCUGGAUCACAUGACGGGGAGGGAAACGCUCAGCAUGUACGCCCGGCUCAGAGGAAUACCGGAGAAGUACGUGUCCGGAUGCGUGGAGAACAUCCUGAGGUCGCUGCUGCUGGAGCCUCACGCGGAUAAACUGGUCCGCAGCUACAGUGGCGGCAACAAGCGGAAGCUGAGCGCGGGCAUGGCUCUGAUCGGCGGGCCUCCCGUCAUCUUCCUGGAUGAACCAUCGACGGGGAUGGACCCCGUGGCCAGGAGGCUGCUGUGGGACGCUGUUACACGCACACGGGAGUCUGGCAAGGCCAUAAUCAUCACCUCUCACAGUAUGGAGGAGUGCGAGGCCCUGUGCACCAGGCUGGCGGUGAUGGUCAACGGCCAGUUCAAGUGCCUCGGGAGUCCCCAGCACCUGAAGAGCAAGUUCGGCAGCGGCUACACCCUGCUGGCCAAGGUGCGCGUCAACGGCGACCUGGAGGACAGCGACCUGCUGCUGUUUAAGGACUUCAUUGAGAGCACCUUCCCAGGAAGUCAACUGAAGGACGAGCACCAAGGAAUGGUGCACUACCACCUGACUGACAAGACACUAACGUGGGCGCAGGUGUUUGGCACUUUGGAGGCGGCCAAAGAGAAGUACCGCAUCGAAGACUACUGCGUGAGCCAGAUCUCGCUGGAGCAGGUGUUCCUGAGCUUCGCCCAGUUCCAGCACUGCACGCAGGGCGAGAGGAAGUAGGCGGGGAGGGGGAGAACCACCCCGUCCCCCUUUCGUCGUCUCCUCCCCUGCGGGUGGGUGUGCGCGUGCACGUGGGAUGAGCGGCGUGCACGGACUCGCCUCGGGUUACCCGGCGGGCGUGAAGGGGGGGCGAGGAGGAGGAGGAGGAGGAGGAGGAGGAGGUUUACCUCCAGCUCCAUUUUUACCUUGAACACACUCGGCGGGCCAGUCGUCAAACUUCCGCCUCUCUUCUACUGUAUCACCUUGUCGCGUCUUUGUUCGUCCAUUUGCUGUGUGAAAGAAGGAAAACUGGCUCUGAGAUGAUUUUUUGACCAAGUAAGGAACUUUAAGUAUCGCCUCCUUCCUAGAGAAGUCAAAGACAAUGACGCCACUGGAUGCACACUACUUUAAACUGUGUGAUAGGGUUUAUUUCUUUUGUGUGUGUGUGUGUGAACGUGCACUUAUUAUUUUUUUUUGGUUGUUAUUUAUGACUUUUAUGACUUUGUUGUGUUUCUGAGAAAUCUGUGCAUUGUUUUGGUGAAAUGAACCACUUCAAUCUGACGCGCUUAUGAAAUUGUUGCACACCUUGGAGCCUUAUCUAACAAAUGAGGGUUCUCGUUUCUUUACGUAUGUUUCCCUGUUUCGCCACUAAAGGACUGGUUACCCUUGAAGAGCCUCUUAACGUUGUUGCCAGAUGUACAUGAAGUAUUCAUGGUACUAGACAUUUACUCAUUUUAAACGCUGUUUCGGGAUCAUUUACGAAUGCAUGGAUCAAAUACGACGUAGAAAAACGCAUGACACGGGGAGAACAGAGAGCUGCUAGCGAACAUUAGAAGUCCGUCCCUGCUGAGGAUUUAACCUCAGUCCAUUCUUAGCACAUUGAGUACUUCUUUCUUCAUUCGCACCUUUUUUUUUUAUUUUUUUUUUUUUUUGUUUUUCUGCUGCGGGUGAGUUGCAGCAACAGCGUGUCGCAAGGAGGUUGUCAGACGCGUGACGCAGGUGAUUAUUGUUAUCAAACGCCGCCGCUGCUGCUGCUGUCAUCGAAGUACUUUUUUUUAAUUGUUAUUAUUAUUUAUUUAUUCUCCCCGCAGCUUCACACGUUACGUCUUUGUAUGUUUGUGGGCCCAAAGAGCACGGCGGCAUCAUUCCUGAAUCCGCCCAGACUUUUCUUCACGACUUAAAACCAAGAGAUUGUUAACGUAUCUUUUUACGUGAAACUUCCUCCUUCAGGGAACACCAGGAGACGCAAUAACGAGGCCCCAACAGUUCUGGAAGAUAAAACGUCCGCAUACAAACGCAGGCGCUGCUCUAAAGAAGGAACGAUGAGCACCGUGUGUUUUAUUUUAUCUUUUUUUUAUUAUUAUUUCAUUUGAUUCUGAUUCGUGCCCACUUGAUCACAUUCCUGAAGCUUUGUUCAUAACUUAAAGACCCUGUAAAAACAUGUAUGAACUCUUAAUAGAAAUAUUUAGAACGGACGUGUGUUCGGAGUCUCCUCGCUCUUCGUCCAGGUCGAUAUUAUCGAGCGAUAUUAUCGAUAUUAUCGGAUCGAGUGACUUUUCCUUCUGUCAAAACUAAAACUCACUCCACAGAAGUGAGAUGAAUGUAUCUGCUGUUUUACACGUAAAGCAAAAAAAAAAAAAAAAGACAAAACAAGAAAAAAAAAAGCACUAACUUGAACCGCUUCGUGUGAUUUCCAGUGCUUUCUCUUCAUGACGCCGGAUGUGAAGACUGAUAUUCCAGAGAGUCGCUGAAACGUUGCCUGUUGAAUUUAACCUCUUCAUUUUGUUGCAUUUGAUCAUGUAUUUGCACAAUUAAUCUCUCAUCACGUGUAAGUCUUGAGACGAUUGCAAUGUUUAACAUGUACUUUGAGGAGGAGGUUGUUUUGUUCGUUUUUUUUUUGUUUUGUUUUGUUUUUUUGCUGCUCUUUAUCGGGCGGAUGGAAUUAUUCUGAAAUGACCUGUAUCAUAUUUAAAAAAAGAUAAAAAAGGGAAUUUAUGUCAUUGUAACUGUGUACUAUUGUACUGUACCGUACCAUGGAACUGACCUUGUCAACUCUGUAUGUAUCACUAUUCUUUUUAAAUUAAAUCCUGCUCUAUGCAAAUGGUA
This is a messenger RNA of Mugil cephalus (flathead mullet), 7565 nucleotides long. It is a transcript of the gene abca3b, whose product is annotated as ATP-binding cassette, sub-family A (ABC1), member 3b. The record is from RefSeq and is a predicted model, not a curated record. Bases 354 to 5480 code for a protein of 1708 amino acids. The transcript is spliced from 31 exons. Gene Ontology annotation, biological process: transmembrane transport; lipid transport. NCBI's taxonomy places the organism in Eukaryota, Metazoa, Chordata, Actinopteri, Mugiliformes, Mugilidae. Gene Ontology annotation, cellular component: membrane; intracellular membrane-bounded organelle. Gene Ontology annotation, molecular function: ABC-type transporter activity; ATP hydrolysis activity; ATP binding.